GAAGAACAAGGUUUAUCAGACAGCUGUUGGGAGGUGCUCUGCGCAGUCUGCAACUGGAAAGAGGUCUCCUGAUGGAAAUAAUCGCAGUAUAAAACAAUCCAUAUACUAGUUGUUCCAUUUCUUGCUUCAAGUCUCGUCUGUUCAAUGGGAUCCACAAGUCGACGCGGACUCAGCAUCACACGUGAUCGUGUACCACGCGCUGGCGUUGGCAGAUGGCCAUCAGCUUCCUAUCAUGAUCAUCACCAUGCAUCUAUGCCACCCAUCAUGACACGCUCCCGCCCACACAACCUUGUUCAUCCCCUCUUGCCAAGUAGCAAGCUCGCUCAGCACUGUGCCGAUGGUCGUAUACGGGAGCACCAGCACCACCCCCUCCCCUGGGGUCCUGCGCCGCAAGAUUCAGAGCCUCGUCGGGUUCUCGACCCUCCCGAAUCAAGUGCGGCAGAAAAGCCUCAGGGACGGGUUCCAGCUGACUGUCAUGGUCGUGGGGCAUUCGGGAUCGGGCAAGACGACGCUCGUGAACACGCUCUUCGAUUCCGCGAUCUGCGCCCCCCGGGAGGUGCCGCAUCCGUCCGUCGACCGACCCAAGACCGUCGCGAUCGAGACCACCGAAGCGGAUAUCGAGGAGGAUGGGAUCCGUCUGCGGCUGGCGGUGGUGGACACGCCCGGGUUCGGGGACUUUGUGAACAACAGUGGGAGCUGGGAUCCCAUUCUGGACUCGAUCGAGCAGCGCUACGACGCGUACCUGACGCAGGAAACGAGGGUACGGCGGACCAGGAUCGUGGACACGCGGGUGCAUGCGUGCAUCUAUUUUAUCGAGCCGACGGGGCAUUCCUUGAAGCAAAUCGACAUCGAGUUCAUGCGCCGGCUGCAUCACCGUGUCAACCUCAUCCCGGUUAUCGCCAAGGCGGAUACCAUGACCGAGGACGAGGUCGAGGAAUUCAAGGAACGGAUCAUCUCCGACCUGUCGUUCCACGACAUCGAUUUCUUCCGGCCGGUGAUGUACGACGACGACACGGACGAGGUGAUCGGCGAGGCGGAGGAGAUCGCGCGCGCGAUCCCAUUUGCGCUGGUGGGCAGCGAGACGCCCGUGCGGACACCCGACGGGCGGGUCGUGCGCGGGCGUGCGUACCCCUGGGGCGUCGUCGAGGUGGAUAACCCCGCGCACUGCGACUUUGCGAAGCUGCGCCACAUGCUGAUCCGGACGAACCUGGAGGAGCUGCGCGAGCGGACGGCGGAUGUGCUAUACGAGGCGUGGCGCACGGAGAGGCUUACGGCGCUUGGUGUCGUGCAGGAUCCGUCGGUGUUCCAGGAAGUCAGCCCUGCGGAGCGCAUGGCGGAAGCGCGGCUGAUGCAUGAUGCUAAGCUCGCCAAGAUGGAGAGUGCGAUGAAGGAGGUGUUCCGGGAGAAAGUGGAGCUGCAGGAGCAGAAGCUGAAGCAGUCCGAGGUCGAGUUGUACGCCAGGCACAAGGAGAUGAAGGAUGCGCUGAACAAGCAAUGGGCCGCCCUCACGGAGAAAAAGAAGCAGAUCGAGAACGGUACAUAUGACCCAAAGAAGAAGGGUGGGCGUGUGUGAAGCAUGUUUGUAUGUAUCCACUUAGCUUAUCUAUGGCCGGCGCGGAGGAUGUGUGUAUAUCCAUCUAUUUUUGUAAUGCUUGUAUACCCUGUUUUCUUGGGCUGCAUUCUGCCGUUAUCGGAAUAACCACUUGUUGUCAAUGCGCGAUGCCUUCCGUCAAGGAUACAAGUACAGUAUUAUUGGCUACAACAACAGUAGGCUAUCUAUUCUACAUUUACACAGUGUAUUACAUUAGUGGUACAUGAAACCAGCUCAACUCAGAAAGAAACGCGACUCAUCCACUGCCUGCGCAUCGAGUGCGAGCGCCUCGCCUGGAGGUUCUUCUUCCACAAAGGCUGCAGCACGAGCUCCGGCUGGGCUACUGCGGACAUGUUCAGGAUCGGGAGCGGGCCGCUGGGUGCCGGAGUCGGGAGAAACGCAUACGAAUCCUGGAAGAUGUCGUCCUGCUGGCCGUCCCGGAAGCCAUAGAGAUCGGUG
Messenger RNA from Mycena citricolor, 2050 nucleotides. Lineage: Eukaryota; Fungi; Basidiomycota; Agaricomycetes; Agaricales; Mycenaceae. The record is from the annotation of a GenBank genome assembly.